Molecule: messenger RNA, 390 nt
Organism: Blastocystis hominis
Lineage: Eukaryota; Bigyra; Opalinata; Blastocystidae
Exons: 4
Coding region: 1-390 (129 amino acids)
Biological process (GO): mRNA splicing, via spliceosome
Cellular component (GO): U5 snRNP; catalytic step 2 spliceosome; U4 snRNP
Molecular function (GO): RNA binding
Source: RefSeq, a predicted model, not a curated record
AUGGUGCGAACGAAGAGUAAUUUGGGAGCAAAGGCGACGAGAAUGCUUGACUAUAUAAACCACAUUAUUCGAGUUGAGUUAUUGGAUGGCCGAAGCUUUAUAGGUCAAUUUUUGGCUUAUGAUGCUUCAAUGAACGUAGUUCUUUCCCGUGCUCGCGAAGUCGUUACAAAGGGAAUCAAGAAGGAUCUUCCUCCACUUCCAAAUUUACCAGGAGAAGAUGCUACCAUUGAACGAAACCGUGGAUUAGUGGUAAUUCGUGGUUGUAUGAUCGUUUCUAUCCACAUCUGUGGUCCUCCACCGAAAGAUGACAACACAAUCCCGAAGCAGUUCAUGCUCGCCAAUACCCAGAAGUACAUUAUGGACUAUCGUUUCUUUCUUUUGCCUUUUUAA